This is a messenger RNA of Cheilinus undulatus (humphead wrasse), 417 nucleotides long. Its product is annotated as histone H3. Gene Ontology annotation, cellular component: nucleosome. Gene Ontology annotation, molecular function: protein heterodimerization activity; structural constituent of chromatin; DNA binding. Bases 7 to 417 code for a protein of 136 amino acids. The transcript has a single exon. The record is from RefSeq and is a predicted model, not a curated record. Lineage: Eukaryota; Metazoa; Chordata; Actinopteri; Labriformes; Labridae.
CAGACAAUGGCAAGAACCAAGCAGACCGCUCGUAAAUCCACCGGAGGCAAAGCCCCCAGGAAGCAGCUGGCCACCAAGGCUGCCCGCAAGAGCGCCCCGGCUACCGGCGGCGUCAAGAAGCCCCACCGUUACAGGCCCGGUACCGUGGCUCUCAGAGAGAUCCGUCGCUACCAGAAAUCCACCGAGCUGCUCAUCCGCAAGCUGCCCUUCCAGCGCCUGGUCCGAGAGAUCGCUCAGGACUUCAAGACCGACCUGCGCUUCCAGAGCUCGGCGGUCAUGGCUCUGCAGGAGGCCAGCGAGGCCUACCUGGUCGGUCUCUUCGAGGACACCAACCUGUGCGCCAUCCACGCCAAGAGGGUCACCAUCAUGCCCAAAGACAUCCAGCUGGCCCGCAGAAUCCGUGGAGAGAGAGCUUAA